Molecule: messenger RNA, 367 nt
Organism: Polyodon spathula (Mississippi paddlefish)
Lineage: Eukaryota; Metazoa; Chordata; Actinopteri; Acipenseriformes; Polyodontidae
Product: H/ACA ribonucleoprotein complex non-core subunit NAF1-like
Exons: 3
Biological process (GO): ribosome biogenesis; box H/ACA snoRNP assembly; pseudouridine synthesis
Cellular component (GO): sno(s)RNA-containing ribonucleoprotein complex
Molecular function (GO): RNA binding
Source: RefSeq, a predicted model, not a curated record
GAACUGCCCGGUGUUGAAGAGGUGACAAUUAUACUGCCUGAAGAUGUUGAAAUAAAGCCGAUUGGAUUUGUGUCAAGUAUAAUUGAACAACUAGUAAUAAUUGAGUCACUGAAGGAUACACCGCCACUUAAAGAUGAAAGUGUUGUUUUUAAUGAAGGAAGACGUGCUAUUGGAAAGAUAUUUGAAGUAUUCGGGCCAGUCUUCCAUCCUUAUUAUGUUAUUCGAUUCAACUCCCAUCAACAUAUUGCAGAAAAAGACAUUAAAAUGCAAGAAAAAAUGUAUUAUGCUCCUUCAGUUAAAGACUUUACUGAGUACAUCUUUACAGAAAAACUUGAGAAGUAAGUCGUACGAUUUUAAAAUUAUUCUG